Opisthorchis viverrini is the source of this 399-nucleotide messenger RNA. RefSeq lists its product as hypothetical. The coding region runs from base 1 to 399 and encodes 132 amino acids. NCBI's taxonomy places the organism in Eukaryota, Metazoa, Platyhelminthes, Trematoda, Opisthorchiida, Opisthorchiidae. The transcript is spliced from 3 exons. The record is from RefSeq and is a predicted model, not a curated record.
AUGUCACAAGGGGAACUAUCCGAGGAAACCUUGGCUCACAGCUCACAAGAGGAAAUUCCGUUGGUCCGUAUUCCCUUGGACCAUCACACCAAUAGAAGGUUCCACUUUCCAGGUGUUCCAGACCUCCGGCGAAGUAGCCUUUUGGGUGGCCGGACCACUACACUGAAGGCAAUAAAGGCUAAGCAAGAAACAAACAAUGGGACUGCGGAAUUCGCAGUCAAACUGGUGUCGGUCGUCCAAGGACAGGAAAUCAACAUAAUUAUGCAAGCAGAAUCAAUAAACGAGGAAGAAAUGAAUGUGCUGUUCUCGAAUGAGGGGAUAGAGGGUAAAAACGGUAAAGUACGAUCGUACGAAGCAAUAAGCAUUCUAGCUGGUCGUAACGUACGUGGUGACAAAUAG